AUGAUUCGGUAUAGACGUUACAGGGCCUUCAUAGCCUUCACAGUCAUUGCUAUCCUCGCUACAUAUUACUUCAUAGGACACGGUGGUAUAGACCUUCCUUCGGCAAUUGGUGCAGGAUCGUUGAAAGCUGCCGGUAAUGAUGCAGCAGCCGCGGCUAAGGAGAAGGUUCAAGCUGGUCUUGACCUGAUCAAGCCUGACGAACCGACGAAAGAGGAUAUACUGGGAGUUCUACCGCCCCUCCCGACCACCAAAGCAGCUCCUGCUACUACGAAGAUCGUCGCCGAAGCACCGAAGCCGUCGACUGAGAAGACGACCACUUCCUCCGCUGCCGUUGCGACAGAAACACCCACACGAACCCCUCUUCAAGAUGCUGCUGCCAUGCUACCUCCCAUACACUGGUCUAGGCAAGAUGAGCAUUUCCCUGUCGCAACAACCAUCCAGCUCCCUACUGGCACUCCCAAGGCCAUCCCUCGUAUCCAGCACAAGUUCAAGAAAGAGUCGUCUGCGGAUAAGGCUGAUAGAGAAGAGAAGCUCAAGAUCAUCGAGGGUGCUGUUUCACACUCCUGGAGUGGGUACCGGUCAAAGGCUUGGUUGAAGGAUGAGGUCAGACCUGUCUCUGGAGGAUCCCGUGAUCCUUUCUGUGGUUGGGCUGCCACUCUGGUUGAUGCCUUGGACACACUCUGGAUCGUUGGCCUCAAGGACGACUUCGAAGAAGCUGUCAAGGCAGUCGGCAAAAUCGACUUUACAACUUCCCAAAGAAAGGACAUUCCUCUCUUCGAGACGACUAUUCGUUAUCUUGGUGGCAUGCUCUCAGCUUAUGAUCUGAGUGGUGCUAAACACAAGGUUCUGCUGGACAAGGCUGUCGAACUUGCUGAUGUCUUGAUGGGCUCUUUCGACACACCUAACAGAAUGCCUGUUACGUUCUAUCGCUGGAUGCCAACUUUUGCUUCUCAGCCCCAUCGUGCUGGUACUCAUGUUGUCCUGGCUGAGCUGGGCUCUCUUUCCGUCGAGUUCACUCGUCUUGCGCAGCUCACGAAGGAGCCCAAGUAUUACGAUGCUAUUGACCGCAUCACUGAUGCUUUCUUAGAAUGGCAGAACGCUUCGGGUGUUAACGCCACACUGAUUCCCGGCUUAUUCCCUGUUCAUGUCGAUGCUUCUGGCUGCGAGAAGCCCGCUCAAAUCAAAUCUCACUACUCUCACCCUGCUGGAAAGGACGGUGACGUUGCAGUGGGUGAUGGAGAGCCAGUAGUUCCCGAGCGCCCAGUCACUCAGGGUCAAGGUACAAGGACUGGUGCUUCCACGGAGAAAGAUGGCUCUUCUCAGCCUGUCAAUGCUGGCGGUUCGCGAAUGGGUGCAGCUUCUGCUGCUGGAGUGGGCAAGAUCAUCGGCUGGGACGACCCUCUGACCGAAGGUGAUCUCGACAACCCCCAGGUAAAGGCUGCCGCUGCCGAGGACGUCUUCCAGAAGGAGACACAGGCCAAGAUGCAUACUCUGCAGAAGGAAGUCUGCGUUCCUCGUGGAUUGGCCUCAAGCAGUGGUGGGGGUCAUGACACCUUUACCAUCGGUGGCAUGGCUGACUCUCUUUACGAAUACUUCCCCAAGCAGUACCUCCUGCUCGGCGGCUUGGAGGGUAAAUACAAAACUCUGUAUGAGCAGUCUAUCGAUGCCGUCACCAAGCACCUUCUCUUUCGACCCAUGACGCCUGAGAACGCAGACAUCCUCUUUGCAGGCGAGUAUACCGCUCGCGCACCCAGCGUAGAAGGCACCGUAGAGGGCGCACUCAAAGCCGAAGGUGCCCACCUCACCUGUUUCGCCGGCGGUAUGUACGCCAUGGGAGCAAAAAUCUUUGGCCGCGAAGAGGACCUCGAGCUAGGUGCCAAACUCGCCGAAGGCUGUGUGUGGGCCUACAAUGCCACAGUCACCGGAAUCAUGCCCGAACACUUCCUAGUCUCCAAAUGCGACAGCAUGACAGACUGCAAGUGGAACAAGACAAAGUACUGGGAAGAACUAGACCCAUACGCUGCAACCCGCACGCAAGUCAACCUCGCGAAUCCACUAGGAGGUGACCGCAAUGCGCCUCAAGUGGGUGCAAAGAGAGAUCUAGAUGGCCCUGCCGCUACGAUUGACCAUGUCCCUGCUCCUGCGGUGCCGAAUAGUAUCCCGGAGCUUGAUGUCGCUACGCCUGCCGAUGCCGCUCGUGUGGAAUACACCCCUCCCACGCCCCCUACCCAUGAAGAAUUCGUCCUCGCACGCAUCAGUGAAGAACGUCUGCCCCCAGGAAUGACACGUCUGCUCUCUCGAAGUUACAUCCUUCGCCCCGAAGCCAUAGAAUCGAUCUUCUACCUCUACCGCAUCACCGGCGACGCACACUGGAGGGAAGUAGGCUGGCAAAUGUUCUUGGCCGUCCAAAAAUACACGCAUACAACUUAUGGAGCUUCUGCUCUCGAUGACGUUACCAAAACCGUUCCUGGACAGGUGGAUAGCGAAGAGAGUUUCUGGUUGGCGGAGACGUUGAAGUAUUUCUACUUGCUGUUUGAAGAGGAAGGGGUUAUUAGUUUGGACGAGUGGGUGUUGAAUACCGAGGCACAUCCUUUUAGAAGACCGGAUGCUCCCGUGUAUUCUGUGCCUGCUGCUGGUGUUGCAGAUGUGGAGGAGACUUGA
This is a messenger RNA of Aureobasidium subglaciale EXF-2481, 2661 nucleotides long. Its product is annotated as glycoside hydrolase family 47 protein. The record is from RefSeq and is a predicted model, not a curated record. The coding region runs from base 1 to 2661 and encodes 886 amino acids. The transcript is spliced from 3 exons. NCBI's taxonomy places the organism in Eukaryota, Fungi, Ascomycota, Dothideomycetes, Dothideales, Saccotheciaceae. Gene Ontology annotation, molecular function: calcium ion binding; mannosyl-oligosaccharide 1,2-alpha-mannosidase activity. Gene Ontology annotation, cellular component: Golgi membrane; endoplasmic reticulum. Gene Ontology annotation, biological process: N-glycan processing; carbohydrate metabolic process.